Molecule: messenger RNA, 189 nt
Organism: Paraglomus occultum
Lineage: Eukaryota; Fungi; Glomeromycota; Glomeromycetes; Paraglomerales; Paraglomeraceae
Source: the annotation of a GenBank genome assembly
UUCCAGAACCACAAAGUUAUGCAAGAGGAACAGCUUGCAAGAAAGAAAUCACAAGAACAAAUUCUACAAAAUUCGCUUAUGCUUCAAGGCAAAAUUCAAGAAGUUCUUCAAACCAUGGGUCGGGAACUACGACACAACUCAUCUUCUGACUAUGACAAGCUUUACAAGAGACAGCUCAAGGGAUUAUGA